AGAGUCCUGACCGACAUUGUGACCGUGAAAGCCAAUAUCCUCACGGCUGUUCCUCUCGAGCUGGCAGCCAAUGCGAUAGAUACCCUGUGCUCUUCCACGCUGUUUAUGGACAGAGUACCACCGAAGAUCACUCCAGAUAUAAACAAAAUGCACUUUCAGUACAUGACGCCCUGCCACAACUACAGUGUUCCACUGCUGGAUGCAGCGAAGCUCUGGAAUCACUCCAAGUUUGGCAAGGGUCGCAAGGUGGUCAUCUUGGCUACCGGCUGGACAAACACCGUUAACGAAUCCUCCGCCAUCGCUAUGAUGUCGAGAGCCUUCAUGUGUCGCCGCGACGUCCUGCACAGCACUAUUGUGGACGCAGCCGAUUAUGUGGACACACUGUACUCCUGGUCGGCAUUAAACACGGACCUUAUCGGCGCACAUCCCAUACAGCCCGGGUGCCUGACCAUUGGCUGCUCGCACACACGCGCUGUAGAGUACUUUGCUGAGAGCGCAUAUCCCCAACAGGAGAAUAACUUUAUGGCCACCAAAUGCAGUUCCUGGGACGAGCUCAGACGGCGCGACUGCAGCAAUCCUUCCUCGAUGGGAUACAUAAUUGAGAAAAAAGCAAGAGGCAUCUAUUACGUAGAUGUGAAUGGAUGGCCCCCGUAUGGUCGAAGUAUUAGUAAGGCGGGAAAUCCCAGAUCAGAGACCUACCACCUUUGUCGGACAUGA
Drosophila obscura is the source of this 717-nucleotide messenger RNA. RefSeq lists its product as uncharacterized. The annotation marks the transcript as partial. Gene Ontology annotation, molecular function: lipase activity. The transcript has 3 exons. The record is from RefSeq and is a predicted model, not a curated record. NCBI's taxonomy places the organism in Eukaryota, Metazoa, Arthropoda, Insecta, Diptera, Drosophilidae.